Molecule: messenger RNA, 31326 nt
Organism: Podarcis lilfordi (Lilford's wall lizard)
Lineage: Eukaryota; Metazoa; Chordata; Lepidosauria; Squamata; Lacertidae
Source: the annotation of a GenBank genome assembly
AUGGCGUAUGUCAUCAUUCAUGCCAAUGCAAUGUUCCAAAACAUGGCAUUACAGGAGAAUUUGGUCAGUGUUAUGCAUGAGAACCGUUGGAACAAGAUGCAAGGGUUUGUCUACACUACAUUUUUUAUGGGGUGAGAUGUGUUCUUGAAUUCACCCCUGCAGCGUUUCUGCAGAGCUUGCUCUUUCAGUUCAGUGGAAGAAGUUCUAGUCACAUUAUCUCCCCCUUUCCCACCAUUUUAUUGCAUAUUAAAUAAAUGCAAAACAACGUCUGGAGUACAGUUUGGGUGAUGCGUAUGUUUAUUCCAUUGCAGUGGUCACAUGUGCUACUGUGACCACCAGUACCUGCUAGGGUGCCCACAAAAUUCUCAGUAAAUAUAUCCUCAAAAAUGCACAAUGUACAAGAGACUGCUUGCUCUUCCUGCUCUGUUUACACUGGCUUAGCCUCCACAAAUUGAGCAUGGCACCCCUCCUUCUGUUUUGAACAGCUUCUCUCUGUGAAUGAGCAUGGCAGUGGCUGAUGUAGUUGCAUUUCCCCCCAUCAAUAGAGGCACAACUGCACUAUUUUGUGGUCCUAUUUCUCUCUUCUCUGUUAGAUGUGGCAGCCAUUUUUGUGACGUGGCACACUCCAUUGGCGACCAUGUUGUUGUUGCUGUUGAUGAUGGUGAUAAUACCCUGCCCAUCUGGCAGGGUUUCCCCAGCCAUGGCACUUUUUCAAAAUUGCAGAUAUUCCCUCUGACCUUUCACCUACAAUAUACACCUCAUUUCAUUUAUCAGUUGCUUCCUAUGAAACAUCCUGUGAUUAACAAUUAAAAAAUCAGUAAAAUGGGUAUGUGCUGCUAGAGAAACACAUACCCAAAAUCCCUUAGGAAUAUGGAACUAGCUGCAUAGCUUUUUGGAUCCUAGCCUACAUUUCUUACAACAUGAUCCUAUACUCAGGAGUAAGCCCUACCGAGUUCAGUGAAACUUACUCUCAGUUAAGUGUUUAUAAGAUGGCUGCCAAAAUGUGGUUUUUUUGUCCCAGAAAAAUUAUAUAAUGUAAGCUUUAUCAUGCAUCUUCUAAAUUUAAAUUGGCUCCAUACAUGCUUAUAAAAGGGAACAGGACUUUUUUAUUUAAAAAGAAAAGGUGGGGUUGCCUCCCUAGCUAAUACUAAUUUACUGGAUGUUUAAUUUUAUUGCUGUUUCAAUGUUAGAUUGCUUCUCUUAAUGCUAUCAAUGUGAUUUACGUAUUUACCGUAACAUCUUUGAAUAUGUUUCAUUUCCUUCUGCAAUUAAGCUUUUUUAUUUUUUAGCUUCUACAAGUUUUUUUAAAAAAGAUGCUAGCAAACAAAAAUGUGAAUCCACUUACUCAUAGGUGAUAAAAAUUCACAGUAAAGCCAUAGAUGUAGCAGAGUGAGAAUUACCGUAGCAGCAGGAAUCAAAGAUAAAAGAAGAUUACAGAUGAUGAAAUGUAGUAAUUGACUAGAAAUCGCUGAAAAAUACCAGAUGGAUGUCAGUGUUCCACACAUUUCUAAUAUGCCUGUGUGGUUUUAUUGAGCUUCACUUUUCAAAUUUCCUAAGUGUAAUUGUGGUUUAUUGAUAUAGUAUAUGGCCCAGUUAAUAGGUGACUGUAAAGAGAGAUGCAGCUUAAGCCCGUCUGCGUCCAGGAAUAAAUACUGCCCUGCACUGCCUGUUCCUGUUAAUGGCUGCCAGAAGAUGCAUUUGUUUCCUCGUACAUGAGCAGAAACUGCUCCAUGUUGGAUUUAAAUUGUAGGACGAAGUGCUGCAGCAAAGAUCAGGCACACAAUUAUGGUGCCUGCCAAAAGAGGCUUAUGUAGGGUUUUUACAUUAGUUUUGAGAAGAAGAGGGAAAACCCCACCAAAAGAAGAAAAACAAAUUCCUUUGGAGUAACAGCUUGUCAGAGUCAGCUUGGAGUCUUCACUCGCUUCCAAGAGCGGUUUUCUCUCAUUUUACUUUUCAGUGGUGAGGAACCAGGCACAUGCAAGUUUAUAAUAUGCCAGAUAAUAUUAACGUUUGCCUGGAUUUGCACUUCAGAGUGAUUAAAUUAAGGAAAAGAGGAGGUGCAAGAAGAGACAGUCUAUUCCACAAGACUGGCAUUACUAUGCCAAAUGAUGUCCGGGUUUUAAAAUGUGAAGCUGCUGUUCUAGUGGUGGUGGUGGUGGGGAACCUGCCUUACACUGUUUUGCAUAUUUUUUGUACCUGAUCCACCUGCUGUUUCUGCCAAGCCACUAUUGGUGUCUUUUUAUUAUUAUUGGAAGAACGUUACUCAUAUUAUCCUCCCUCUUUCACACAAACUCAAGCUCUGUUGUUAUGAAUUAACAUUGACGGACACUUGGAAAUCUGAGGGAUCAUCUCCUUCAGCAUGAACCUACCUGAAUACUAGCAUAAUUAAUAGAGGACCUCAUACCCGUCAACAUUUCUACAAUGUAAAUAGGGACAUCCUGUUUAAUAAUAAUAAUAAUAAUAUCCCAUCCAUCUGACUGCAUUGCCCCAGCCACUCUGGGCGGCUUCCAACAUAUAUAAAAAACAUAAUGAAACAUUAAACAUUAAAAAGCUUCUGUGUACAGGGCUGCCUUCAGAUGUCUUCUAAAGGUGGCUUGGCUUGGGAGUCACUUAACUCCAUGUUGUUGUUGUUUAGUCGUUUAGACGUGUCCGACCCUUCGUGACCCCAUGGACCAGAGCACGCCAGGCACUCCUGUCUUCCACUGCCUCCCGCAGUUUGGUCAAAGUCAUGAUGGUAGCUUCGAGAACACUGUCCAACCAUCUCGUCCUCUGUCGUCCCCUUCUCCUUGUGCCCUCCAUCUUUCCCAACAUCAGGGUCUUUUCCAGGGAGUCUUCUCUUCUCAUGAGGUGGCCAAAGUAUUGGCGCCUCAGCUUCACGAUCUGUCCUUCCAGUGAGCACUCAGGGCUGAUUUCAUUAAGAAUGGAGAGGUUUGAUCUUCUUGCAGUCCAUGGGACUCUCAAGAGUCUCCUCCAGCACCAUAAUUCAAAAGCAUCAAUUCUUCAGCGAUCAGCCUUCUUUAUGGUCCAGCUUUCACUUCCAUACAUCACUACUGGGAAAACCAUAUCUUUUACUCCAUACCCUCCAACAUUUGUCCGAUGCAAAUAGGGAUGUCCUAAGGAAAAGCGAGACACUCCAGGAUCAAAUCAGAAACCGGGAUGCUACUGUUCUGCCUUCACCAAUGGAGAUGGUAUGCUUCUGUAUGCCUGCUGCUGAAAACCGCUGGGUAGGGCGAGCAUGCUCCUGUGCUCAGGUCCUGCUUGAAGGCUUCCCAUGGACAUCUGGUUGGCCACUGUAAGAACAGGAUGUGGGGCUAGAUGGACCACUGGCCUGAUCCACCAGCAGUUCUGCCAUUGUCACAUGCUGAUUUGCUGGGAGUAAAUCUGCAGAGUUGUGUUCCACAAAUGUUUCAGAAAUGAACAAAGCAAAGCUAAAACUAUGCCGUAAACUGACAUGUUGUUUGUGGGGUCCCACAGCAUGAUAAACAGAUCUCCUUUUGGAAUCUCAAGACUGGGACACAUCAGAUGCAGUGUAAAUUGGGCGUUUGCUGUUAGUAUUAAUUACCUCUCGAGUGCACCGAAUACGAGCUCAUUUGUAUUCAGAACAAUCCCCCUAGAAUAAGUAAAGAAGAAAGACAGAACAACCAGAAACACAAGAAGAAAUAAAAGAUCAAUGAAUGGCAAAAAAAGAGUGUUCUAAACUUUUUUCUCCAGCUGCCUUAAAGGAUCGUCCUCAAAAAUCAGCUAUAGAUGUGUAGCUGACAUGCAACUUCUAACGCUGAUAGGUAGCAGCAGGGAUUUCUCUAGAGAAAACAUAAAGUGCUUGAUGAUCAUGUAUUUGUCUUGUUACUUGCCUUGUAAGACAGCUAAUUAUUGCAGAGGUAUCCAGAGUUAUGGCAGGUGACAGAAAUAUUGAGGACACAAUAUUGUAUAAAGAAACAGUGUAAAUCUAAUGAAUAGUCUUGGGGGGGAUUUCAGGGAGUGGGGAUUUUGCCUCACACCCUGAAAACUACAAGCUAUGUUGUUCUAAGUUCCAGUUGGAUCAUCUGUCUGGCCCAUCCAUCAACGCCAUACUCUCAUAGGUAGAUAUCCUCACAAAGGAUGCAACUUACAAGACUGUAUUCUCCAAAGGUCGUCUUCAAGGGAUCCAGUUGUGAUUAACUAGAGAUCAACUAAGGACAGUCAUGCCAUGUGUGUUCUCUGGACCCCUGCCCCAGCUCAGGUAAUUAUUUAAAGCAAUUUUGCCAAGAUACAGAAGUUCCAAACAUCUCAAUGACUAUCUGUCAGAGUUGUUCAUACUUAUGGAUUCCAACAGCCCUGCCCCCCCCCCCAGUUUUGGUUUAUGUCUCUUGCCUAGCAACAUGGAACUUCAGAUGAUUCCACCACCAUCCCAGCACAGCUAAUAGGGGAUGUGGCAGAUCAAAAUGUUUUCCAGGAAGACUCCCUCUCCUUUGGCUUGACCUCCACAAAUGCUAAGGCUGCUCUUGAAUGCUGUUGUCUAAGUACAGGCAAAUGAAAACUUCAUUCCCCAGAACUGACCUUUCAUCAGAUUGUGAGACGGGGCCAUUGUGCCCAUUUUAUACAGAGUCAAGUGAGGUUUGCCCCUGAACCUACACGUAGCAAGAAAGUUCAAUGACUCACCACUCCCUGAUGGUGUUCCUGUAUCACAUUUAUACUUUACAUUUGUACAUAUGCACAUUAACCACUGAGUAUGAAGAGUACUGAAAGAUGUUUAGAAUAAACAGCUAUGCCAAUAUAUGUUUAUAUAAAUGAAUAUUGGAAUAGGCGGUGACAACAACUUGUGACCUGUCAGUGAUCCACACCAGUAAAGCAGUAGCACAAAAGCAUGCACAAUCAGAACCAGGAAUUUAAACAAUUAAAAAAUGAAUGCAAUCAACAGUUGUGCAAACUAACUAGAACCAAUUCUAGUGAAGGACCGCAUAAAACUAAUAAUCAUCAGAAUGAACCUGUUUUAAUAGUGUUUCUUCUCAUUCCCAAUUCUGCAGUACCAAGUAUAAGUAGAUAGGACACAGUAAAUAAUGAAACAAUAUAAUGUUUUGUACCUAACACAGAGCUUUGUAAGAGAGGAAGGAAUCAUACCAGGGCUUAUAUCACAAUUGACAUGUUAAUAAUAUGUUGCUGCCUCAUCUCUUGUUAGGAAAUCAAGUAGGAAUGUCCUUUCUGGUAUUUAUGAAGGCUGACAGGGAAGUGCUGCUCAGAAGCUCUUGAUCGGUGUUGGCAGAAAUGUGCAAUUUCGUUUAUUUUGUUUUGCUGAUGGAAGUUGACAGGAAUUCAAGACUGUGGUUAGCAGCACUGUCUCAUGCAUCAGAUACAUUCAAAGAAGGGGUGCCACAAAGUUCAGGUGUCAGCUGGCUCCUUUCCAUUUAGCAGCCCUGGAAACCACUUGCAGAUCAAAAGGAGGAGAUGCAUAUCCUUCCUCUGUGGCCUCUGUGCAGAGAUGAGAUGCUUUUUGGGAUGUGGUGGCAAUCUGAUCAAGUGUAGAAAGAAGAAGAGCAUUGCGAUGGCCAGGGCCACACCAAAGGUCGCUGUUUCUGUGAUGUGUCUCUCUAUGUGCACACAUGUGUGUUUUUGACCCCACCCAUCACUGGGUGAACCAUUGCCAAUACCAUUCGAGUUUCUUCUCUGCAAUGAAAAAAGGAAUUCAGAACAAUAAUUCUAGUCCUGCUAGUGUGGCAUAGUAGUUAAGAGUGUUGGAUUAGGACCUAGGAGACCAGGAGUCAAAUUCCCAGUCAGCCAUGAAGCUUGCUGGGUGUCCUUAGGUUAGUCUCUCAGCCUAAAUUACCUCACAGGGUUGUUGUGGGACUAAAUGAGGGAGAGAACUGUAUACGCCACUUUGAGCUCUUUGGAGAAAAGGUGGGAUAGAAAAGCAAUAAUAAUAACAAAAAUACUUGGACUCUUGAGUUCCUGCAUCUGAAAAAGGAAAACAAAACAAAACUGCCUGAGUUGGUAGCCCUGGCGAUACCCUUGACAACCACUGGAACACUGGGCGCCCUUGGUGAUGUUGUUACCGUGGUAGCCACAAAAGCUCUGACGCGAUAAGAUCCAUUGUGACCCGGGCCCUGGUGAGCACUGAUCCUUUCAUUGCUACAUUCCAGUGAGGCAGAAACUGCUGCAGCAGAACGGGAAAUAUAUGACUGGUUCCAACCAUGCAGGUUGUAAGUAGAUGGCUCCACGUGGUCUGUUGCUUCUCUGUGCCUCCAUUAACUCACCAGAGACUUGCUGGUGCCAGACAUAGCCACUCGUAUUUGUCUUCUGCAACCAGCAUUUUAAAAAAAUUGUUCUGAAUGGCCUUCAGUCCUUCCAGAGAUUUUGGCUGUCAAAACAUUCCAGUAGUCUUUCUUGGCUUUUGCCAUUCUGAAUCUCAGCAUGGGUUUUCAUUGUGUUUAGUUUGAUGGCUAAGUAUUAAGAGUAUUUUGUGUGUGUUGGGAUUUGUUUCUUUGUACGCAGGAUAAAUCCCAAUGGAUUCUGUAGGUAACUGAAAAUUCGUGACAAUUGGAAGUGACUCUUCAAUUAUAUCCUGGUGGGAAAUGAUUCUUUAAAACAUACCUGGGUGCACUUAGAAUAAACUUCACCUUGUCUCAAUUUGAGAUUUCAAAAGCACUAUGAAAUAAAACCCAGGAAGAAAUGAAAUCUGCUUUAUAUUUCAACUAUUUAAUUAUCACUCCUAUAGUGCAUAUUGAGAGGACUGCAUACAAACCAUACAUUUAAAGCAUGUCCCCAUCCCCACAAUUUGUGGGAACUGUAGUUUACCCUACACCGAGAGAGCGCUACAAUUCCUAACACCCUUAGCAAACUAUAGUUCCCAAGAUUCUUGGAGGGUGAGGAAUGGUUCUUCAGGUGUAUGGCGUGCAUUCAACUCCAGACACUGUAGCAAACUUGUGUCUCUCAUACUGAAAACAGCAACAACCCCAUAAACCAAGUUUUUCUUUUUCUUUUGGUCUGGAUUUCCUGUGUGAUCUUUGAUUUUUGGUUGCUCUCUGGUAAUAUUAACUAGAUGUAUGUCUUGACAGCUAAAGAAUUAUAUUUGUGAUAAAUCAAGAUACAUACAGGGAGCUGACAGAGAGAAGAGGAAGGGGCCUCUAUGAGAGGCAGGUCAGAGUGGUUUUUCUCAGGGUGGGAGGCAAGGAAGGGGAAGCUCUCCCAGGUGGGAGGUGGGAGGAUUAAACUCUAUGUGUGAAGAUUAAGGUAAAAUGGUGACUGAGGGCUACACAGAUAUAUUUAUAAUUUUUUAUUUUAUGAGGAUCAUAUGAGGAUUAUUAUCAAUGUAUCUUUUUCUCUUUGUUUUUUCCCCUGUUUGAUAUAUUGUUUUUUAUUAUUCUUUUUAUUAGUUUGGAUUUUAUGGUAUAUUCGGUUGAAGACCUUUAAUAAAAAAAAAGAAUAAGGCUGCAAUCUCAUACAUGCUUCCCUGGGAGAAUUUAAGAUAUGUAUAAAGUUACACUGUGACAAAAGUUUUUUUGUGUGUGUGUGUGUGUGUUUUCUUCUAGAUCAACCAUGGUUGUAAAAGAAAAGAUUAAAAAGACCUAUGGCCCACAUGUUGGGAUGAGCACGGCAUAUGCCAGCGAACCAGACUUUACCUGUGAAGAUAAGGCUACACAAACCAACUUUGAUAGCCCAAGAGAUGGUAUGACCCAGGAAAAGGCAACAAAUCCAUAUACAGCCCAGAUGUUUGUGCCGAGCAAGAAAAAAUACUGUGUGCUGAAAACAGAAACACAAAUUCGAGAGAAAGUCUCUGCUGCCAAGCCAGUGUCAGAGCCUGGGGACUUUCUCGUGAAGGAAAAAGAGAAGAAAGGUCAUCAUGUUAUCUCGCCGCCGCCGGAAAACGAAAACCUUAAUCAGGUACAAUCACUCUGUGGAUUUCUCUUUCCAAGCUAUCAUCUUCUCCUUUUGCACCAAGUCUUCACACAUCAUUGGCCACAACAAUACAACACAGACCCCCUUAAAGCACAAUUCUAUGUCUGUUUACUCUGAUGUAGGUGCAAUGGAGUUCAGUGAGACUUACUCUCAGGUAAGCAGUUAUAGGUUUGUAGCCUUUAUGGCAUAUUUUAUCUUCAGUGCACCUAACUCUGUCAGACCAUCCCGUCUAUGUUCACAUUUUUGCAUCCUCCUCAGGGGUGAAGAGGCUUCCCUUUUUACACUUCCUCCUGCAGCCUCCAAACUCUCGCUCUUUCCAUGCCAUAAACUUUUUUACACAUGAGAUUAAAACACCCAGGUGCUUUCCUCACAUGAUAUUGAUGACACACCAUCUAGUGCAGACAUUUGUAAAGUGAAUGAGCAUUGUGCCAGUGUGAGUUUUAUACACAUUUGUAUUACAAACCAGAGCCACUUUACACCACUUUUGUGAAAAGGCUCGCUCAUUUGCAAAUUUAGAAGUUAUAUCUUUACAUCUCCCUCUUGUUAUGGGAGAAGACCUCUGUUUCCACACGCUUGCCUUGAUGGUCUAGGCCAGUGUUUCCCAAACUCCAGCUGUUUUCGGACUACAAUUCCCAUAAUCCCUGACCACUGGUCCUGCUAGCUAGGGAUGAUGGGAGUUGUAGUCCAAAAGCGGCUGGAGACCCAAGUUUGGGAAACACUGGUCUGGGUGACAGAUGGCCUGUGGCCCGCCACAUGUUACUGGGCACCAAGUACCAUCAGCCUCAGCCAGGGCAGCCAAUGGGUACAGGGAUGGUGGGAGCAACAUCUGGAAGGCCAGAGGUCUUCUUUCUGCCUGGACAUCUAGGUCUUCUUUCUGCCUGGACAUCUCAUAUAAUCUUGGAAACCUUUCAGAGUAUUUUUCUCCCUGCUUUACAUUUGAAUACUGUAAUUGUGAUGUUGGGAUGUAUGUGAGUGUAUGUUAGAAAUCAGCUCAUUUUGUUUGUUUUCUUGCCUCUCCUCCAAGGAGCUCAAGGCAGCAUAUGUACCUGUGCCCCUUUUUAUCCUCACAAAACCUCUGAAAGAUCACUGAGUUAGGCUGAGAGAUAGUGACUGGCCCAAGUUCAACCCAGUGAACUUCAUGGCAGAGUGGGGAGUUGGUUCUGGGUCUCCCUAGUCUGACUCAAGCACUCCAACCAUUAAAUCAAACUUCUCCAGUUCAGCAAUACUUUUAGCUUGUCUAUUGUGGGUGUUCAUCUUUUGGAUAAUGGACGCCUUUGCCGAUGUAUCCCCCCCACAACUGACUCUUCUCUGUUUUAUUUCAGAUACCUGAAGGAGCUGAUGCAGAGUCCACCGUGACGGGUCAGAUACUUUUAGCCAUUGCUAGCCUGAGGGACACAGAAAAAAAUAGCAUCCAGGCAGCUUCAGUUAUGCUGAAUUCAAUCUUGAAAAAAGAGAGGAACAAACUGAGGGGAAAGGUAAAAAAAGAGAGAGAUGCUGAUGGGUUUCAGAAAAUUGAGGUGGUUGUGCCUUGUGAGUUCUAGCAAUGAAUUCUAGAGACAGACAAAAGUACUGAAGCAACUAGCUGUUUGUAUGCCAGCUUAUUUGGUUGCCUGCUUGCAUUGUUCUGAUCCAGGAAAAGGAUCUGCUAGCCCAGUUAUAGGUUUAGCCUGUCAGGUAGUUUCUUCCCAAGAGCAGUGUUGUGACAGCCACCUCAGUUCUCUCCCCCUUGCUACCUGCGCUUUAGGUGUUUUGCUGCUCCACAUGUGCACAUAGUCUUUCCAGACAAACGAGAGCCACAGCUUCACCCCCUCAGCUGGGCUCCAUUUUCUUGGAUGUUCAUUGGCUCUUUUUGCACUCCUGUUUCCUGACCUUAGAACUGCAUCACAGCCAGGAACUUUUGGGGCUCCACAAGAGCAGCAGUACCUCCAGAGAUGGUUUAACCGUUAGGCGAACUGCACACAUGCCUCAGGCAGCGAAAUGUUACCGGUGGCAAAAUUAGAAGGACGUACACGCAAACGCAAGAGGCAAGGAGAACUUCAGCUGGGUAUGAGAGGCAGAGAAAAUCCAGUUAGUGAUCUGCCGGAUCAUCUCUAGCAAUCAGUGGGGUGACAGAUGUCACAGGCAGAUUGCCCUCGCUCACAUCCAUGAACUAGUCUGGAUAACUAUUACUAAUUGAUUAAUCCCUUUGGGUUUUGCUCAGUAAACUCCUUCCUCGCCUCGUCAGGGCUUGCAGAUGGGUUUCAGACCGGGGAGCUCCCAGCCCUCCCUGGAGAAGGCAAGGUUUGAACCUGAGAUUGUCUGCAAUACUGUACUGAGCGAUGGUAUAGAGAGGGAAUUGAAAAUAAUAAUGAUAUAAUAAUAAUUUAUUAUUUAUACCCCGCCCAUCUGGCUGAGUCUCCCCAGCCACUCUGGGCGGCUGCCAAUCAGAUGUUAAAAACAGUACAGCAUUAAAUAUUAAAAACUUCCCUAAACAGGGCUGCCUUCAGAUGUCUUUUAAAGAUAGGAUAACUGCUUAUUUCCUUCCCAUCUGAAGGGAGGGUGUUCCACAGGGUGGGCGCCACUACCGAGAAGGCCCUCUGUCUGGUUCCCUGUAACCUCACUUCUCGCACUGAGGUAACCGCCAGAAGGCCCUUGGCGCUGGACCUCAGUGUCCGGGCUGAACGAUGGGGGUGGAGACGCUCCUUCAGGUAUACAGGACCGAGGCCGUUUAGGGCUUUAAAGGUCAUUUAAAGGUUAUUCACGCUGCAAGGUGACCAUGCUAAGUGAUCAAUGACAUCAGUAUUGCGCCUGCUAUAUCCUGACAUUGCCACACUGAGGAGCAUGACAGGAAUUAACCUUUCAUAACACUAUUUUCAGCCCUGCCUAUACCUGUCCAGUGGGCAGAGACUGGAACGGCCAUCAGUGGUCAGUGUAGGUAAAAUUGAGCUGUUGAGCCAAUGGUCUGAUUCAGUAUAAGUCAGCUUCCUUUGUUCCUAUACCAAAACAAAGACAGGAUGAACUAUCUGUAGUUCUCUAGAAGCAAAGCAACUGCGCUGCUGUAUCUGAUCAGUCUGCUUGUUACGAACAUCCAUAUGUAGGUCAGAUUCCAGCAAAUUAAAUCAAACUCUGAAGUGCUAGCAGGUAUCUAGUUGGUUGACACUUGCACAAAAUGACUGAAUGCAAAUAUAGUAAUGUGUGUACACUGUGCUAUUUUUCUAGAUAAGGAGAUGCCGGAGCUCAACCAUCUUUUUCUCCCAAAAAUCACCUGACAGGGAUGGAACACCAUACUGCUUCCAUGCAUUUUUUAAUCAAAAGUUUUCCAUGGCUGUGGCAAGCACUGCACUUUCUAACUGCUCUGAGCAACUAGAAAUGUUUUUAAGAAGUGAAAAAAGAGAGAGAGGAGGAGGAGACGUUCAGGGAAGCCCUCAGGCUACCUUGAAAGUUCUUUAUCGGUGAUAAAUGCAUUUUUAAAGCGUGCAGAAUAUUUAAAGGAUUUUGCCAAACAAAUCCGCACAGAAUGGAAUGAACAUGUCGGUCUACUCAUAUGCAAAGAACAUGAACAUUAAGAGCAUUUUGUCCAUCCCUAGUAAAGGAUAGUGGGCCUCUCUUAUCUCUGUCUAGCAAGCCCUCUCUGCUGCAUAUGCAUAUAUAUAUAUAUCGGUGCAGCUUUCUAAGCUAUGAGAGUUCAUAUUACUGUGCGCACUCCCCCAAUUCUGAAUUCAACCCAAUCACUAUCUGUAAUGCCUGUUUCAAAAACUCUCAGCUGAUUCAGUCACUGCAAGUCAGCCUAGUAGCAAUCAUGUUUAGACAUGUUCUAAACAUCCAAAUUAUUCUCAGGUCAGAGCAGUAUCUGAACAGCAAGGGUCUACUGGUUGGAGGGGCUGCAUAUAUAACCAUUGUAGUGCAGUGAUGCAAUUUGUUGAGUUCAUUCUAACCUCUUUAUGACAAGAGCACGGCCGUUUACCCAAACUGCUAUCUUUUCUGUCGCACUGCAAGCCAUUCUCACCUAGACACUAAGAAGUGCUACAAGCAUUCAUAUCUGAGGACCAAAAAUGUAAAAGCAAAUAAAAUGCAAAAGCAACAGAAACUGUGAAAGAAUCAUCAAUGUAAACCCUUGUUUUGUUUUAUCCCAGGUGCCAGAAAUCAUUGAUAUUAUUUAUUUCCACCUGCGAGCUAUCCAGGAACCUAGUGCAAGAGAAGUUGCCAUAGGGGCUGUGUGCCUCCUGGCUGAAAAACACACAGAAGAAACUGUUUCAAGCCUUCUGAAACUCUCAUUGCUUUGUGACAGGUGAGGAACUGAGUGAGGAAUCCAUGAUUCCCUGUGAGGUAAGUUAGGCUUUGACUCGCCCAAGGCCACCAGGUGAGUUUCAUGGCUGAGUGGGAAUUUGAACCCAGGUCUCCCGGGUUCUGUGCUCCAACCGCCAUGCCACACAGGGAAAUAACAUUGAUUCACCUGUGUGAGUUCCUCUGGUUGCCUCUGAUGGAAAAAUCUGUGGGCUAAAUUGGCAACGAUAUCGCUCGCUCCACCUACUCAAAUAUUCAGAACUUAUACCAGAAUAUUGUAGGUGACCUUUGUCACUUAUAUAACCAAUGUAAAUAUUCUUGGCGAUUCAAUUACACUGAGCUAGCAAAAGGUCUGAGCAGCUGUCCUGAUACAGCGCCUAAAGCGUGUGACGAUAGCCACCAAUUAUUCCAAGGUGACAGCAUUCACUUCAUUUUAUUCCUGUGAACAACGAGAUAAAAUCUAAGGGUAAACCAAGGAAUAUCAUAAGAUGCUGCCUUAUAGCAAGUCAGAAUAUUUAUCCAACUAGCUCAAUAUUGUGUACCCGGGGGGCAAGGAACCUUUGUCUCAUGAGCAGCCAUCUUGGGAGCUGUAUUCCAGUGGUGCGUUGGGACAGAGCAGUUCCAGCUGGUGACAUUUUGCAGUUUUUAGGCAAGUGUGUCUAAAAAAGCAACAUAUCAAUUAUUCUCUGCAUAUCCAUGGACAAGAUAAGAAAUUCCAUGUAACAGGGACCAGGCAUCCUUUUCAUUCAAAACUGACUCCAUAGCUCUUAUUUAGAAAUUAUACCACACCACAUGAAAGAUGCAUUUUUGAAUUUGUUUAUUGUUUAUACCUGCACAUGCAUUUCCAAAAAAAACCUAAUCAUACAAAAAACAACAACAACCAACCGUUUAAAACGUGAGGAAAAGAUGCUUGCUGGUUUCCCAUAAGCAUCUGGUGGGCCACUGUGAGAACAAUACGCAGAACUAGAUGGGCCAUAGGCCUGAUAGCCAGCAGGGCUCUCUCUUCUUACAUUGUCUGUUCUGGGGGUUGUUGCUAGACUCAGGUCUUUUUAUUUUAGCUGGAGCUCACCAGAACUCAGUUCCAGCACCUCUCAGGUGGGCUCCAUUGCCAUUCUGAAAGAAGGAGGUGUUCAUGGUGAGUUCCGGCACCUCUUUUUCAUAACACUGGCUAGACCGAUGAAAAUAUCAAAUCCUAUAAAAUGCCUUUAGCCCUCUAGUAGUAAACAAACAAUAAUUAUUUGCAGCAAACAGGCUUUCAGUUCUGUUGGGCUCCUUUAUCCAUCUUAAUUCAUGUACAGUGGUACCUCGGGUUACAAACGCUUCGGGUUACAAACACUUUGGGUUACAAACUCUGCUAACCUGGAAGUAGUACCUCGGUUUGAGAACUUUGCCCCAGGAUGAGAACGGAAAUCGUGCACCAGCGGCAGUGGGAGGCUCCAUUAGCGAAAGCACGCCUCAGGUUAAGAAUAGUUUCAGGUUAAGAACGGACCUCUGGAACAAAUUAAGUUUGUAACCCAAGGUACCACUGUAUAUACAUAUAACUUCACUUUAAACAACACUAGAAAUGUGAUAGAGAUUGAGAUCAGCAGUAGGGUGGGUGGGUGAGUGGGUGGGUGGGUGUGUAGACACUGAUAUAGAUUUGUUUGUUUUAAUUUUAGGCAUAUUACUCAAAUCUGGGAAGCCUUGGGCCAAGCUAAACAACCUGUAAGACUCCAGGUUCUUGCCAAGCUUCUCGAAGUGCUGAAAAGGAAACCUUGCCUUAGCGGCGAACGCCCGGGAUCAGAUGGAAAGUUCACAGACAACUCCUCCCUUCUACCUCUAGCCGUGAGAGAAAUAUGCUAUUCCUUUACCUCCAAUUGUAACAAGCUGUGCUGUGCUAGAGCAUAGACUGGGAUCUAGAAAGAUGCACAACAACUUGGAGGCCACCACCCAAUAGAACAGGGGUUACCAAAGUUUGGGAACUGUUUUUGGACAACAGUUCCCAUCAUCCGUGACCACUGGUCCUGCUAGCUAGGGAUGAUGGGAGUUGUAGUCCAAAAAAAACCCUGAAGACCCAAGUAUGGGAAACCCUGAAAUAUAGGGUGCACAAAACAUGGCAGGCCCUGUUAUUGGGCAGAGUGAGGUGGUUGCCUCAGCAGCUGAUUCUGGGGGUGCAGGUGGAGCAGACCCUCCUGGCUAUACCUUCUGAGCCCACCUCUCUUCUUUUUAGUCCUCCUGGGGCCCGCACUCUGGUGGUGAGGAUGCUUUCUUGUUCUUGGCAUGGACUGGCUGACUAGCUGUUUUGCCUGGUUGCCUUCCCCCCAGCACAUCACCAACAGUGCCAUUGGGAAAGGCCUCUGCCCUGACUGAGUGAGCAAGCAAGCAAGCAGAGAGACAACCAGCCCAGGCCAUGUACUCUGGAAGGAGUUGGACAUGUGCUUAAGUUGCACAGCUCAUGCCCUGCAGCAAGCAGGUGCUAAGCACAGAAGCAAACAAAGUGUUGGAGGGCAGAGCUCUGUAUCUCACAAGGCCUGCUCUGUUUCACCUCCCAUGCUAGCCUGCUGCCCUUCUGUGCUGUGGCGGAUUCUCUCCCAUUCCCAGUCUUUUAAGUAACGUUCAAUCGAAGGCUGCCAUCUUAUCAUUCAUUUCAAGCAAUAGAAUGUUCUGGAACCUGUGGAACUAGGCCAAGAUAUGACCAGAUUCAAGCUUUCACAUUUUCUGCAGUGGCUCCCCAUUUGUGGAAUGCUCUCCCCACGGAGGUUCAGCUGGCGCCUUCAUUAUACACCUUUAGGCAUCAGGCGAAAACGUUUCUCUUCAACCAGGCUGAUUAACACCCUAUAACAUCUUAAAUGUGUUUGAGGGAGGGCUGCUAUUGGUUUGUGUGUGUGUUUUGGUUCUUGUUUUUAUUAUGGAUUUUGUUUUUUUAAACUUGUAUUUUGAUGUUGUGAACUGCCCUGCGAUCUACAGAUGAAGGGCGAUGUACAAAUUUAAUUAAUUAAUAGUAUUCUGAUGCCCCAGUACUGAACCAUCUCUAUGCUUGGAGAUGCAAUCUGGCAAUAUUGCUUGGCUACCAGUUACAGAAGAUGUCGGGCUUUAUGGGGAGAGGGGACAAAACAGGGAAGGGAACAAAAAGGACAUGAAAAAUAUUCUAGGUUGCUUGUCCCCAGGUUUUGCUAGAAUCUCUCAUUGUAGCCAUACAACAGGGGCGGCCAACGAGAACUCAGAGGUUGUUAGACUCCAGGUCCCAUCAGGGCCAAUGGUGUGAGAUGAUGGGAGUUGUAGUCCAACAACAUCUAGAGGGUGCUACCUCUGCUCAUAAAGUAACCCUAACUCACAGUCUUAGGGUAAGACUGCAGUGAUCCAAGAACAAACAUAACGAGUGAUAUCUGCUUGUGGGGGAACAACCAAACUUCCUAGAAUUAAGGUCUGGUUUUUCUUUUAUUCUGUUUCAGGCAACAAAGGCCCUAUGCAUAAUAUUUAGGGAUAAAAAGUGCAAAAUCCCUAUGAACAGCUAUUACGUAUCUGUGAUCAUCUUCCUAGUUAUUCAGCUGCACUACUUGAUGAACUGUACAGAUUCCGAACCUGGACAGGAGGACAUAAUCAGAACAUCAAACUACAUAAGGUAACAGGCAGCUAAUGGAGUACUACUAACCAUGUAAAUAUCAGUGUCUGAUAAGAACAUAAUUCUCUCUUCUUUGGCUUGUAAGGAAAGGCUCUGGAGGUCUUACUCUUUCCUGCACUGCAGCAGGGGAGCUAUUCUCAUUAAAAUGUCUUAGCAGAAAAAGGCUUUCUAAUCUGAAAAAGAUUGUCCAUUCCAAAAUGGCUUUACUGGGAAAUUUAUUUUGCUUUAUCAGUAAAGUCCCACUGGGCUUUUAUGUGGUUAGGAUAUUGCCUCCUAUGCAGAGGUAGGAGUUGGUUGCUUUGCCCAGUUUUGUUUCCACUCCACCCGCGUUGUCUCUGCCUCUGACCAGUUCACUAUUCCAUGCCCUCAUCAAAGAAAGGGAACAUUGAGCAAGAUUCCAUGAGCAUUCAUGGGAUUAUGAUGCCCUGGACCAUACCUUCCCAAAAUGUACACAAAUAUUUUUUUAAAAAAAAAUUCAAAAAGAAAUUUCAUUAUCAUCAUCAUCAUAUAAAUAAUAAUUAAUAAUAAACAACAUGCAUGCUGUGUUCCUUUCCAAACUUGGCUUGUUCUAAUGAACUGAGCUGUCUACACCACUUCCUUCCUUUUUGUUUCAGGUUCCAAUUACAGUAAUAAUGCAUUUCAUAACCUUCAAGAUGCAAGCUCCUAGUAAACCAAACCACAAUCAUUUAUAAAGGAUUUAAUAAUGCCAUCUAACAAAACUCAUGAAGGGGUGUGUGUGCCAUAGGGCUCUAAGUAAGGUAAUUGUCCCUGUCAUAUACUUUUUCUUUCCCUGAAUUCAGCUGCGCCAUGGAUGCUUUAAAGGCCUUGGUGAAAAGGCAGAAGGCUCCUCAGGCGUGUUUUACGAGUCUAACAGGAAGCUGGGACCUUUUGGCUUCACCAGAGAACUACCUGGAAGGAGUUCUCCUUCUGGCCAGGCAAGUAGUGGAGGACCUGAAUUUGAGGCUGAUUAUUGUGUUCUUCAGUGUGCCUUCUGCAUAUUCAAAAAUAAAAUAUUGUUUAUAUCCUUACAGAGCCCUUGUCAAACAUCAUCAUGGGCUUGACUAUGCGGUAUUUACCAAGGUGAUUCCUCUUCUCCAUCAUGGGGAUGACCAACAGAAGCUGACGGCAAUGGCCUUUUUCACUGCAGUAUGUCUAUUUUCUUGUCUGAGUAGCAUCUUGAGAAAUAUGACAUUACAUAGCCACUGAGUAUAAGUGUGGUCCUAGCAGAACACAAAACUGUAAAUGUGUUUGUGUUUGCAUCCUUUUCUUUUUGCCUUCAGACACCAUGAGGAACAGGCAAUGGUUAAGAGGAAACAUUCCAUUGCUGUACCAACAGAUACAGUACUUUAUAUCUACUGACAAACCUCCUAGCUCUUACAUUUUUUCACCCCUCCAUUACACAGCCUAUGUCAAUGUUGCUUGGAAGCUUUUGGCGGGCCAAGCAGAAAAAGCUGUGGAGAGUAUAUGUGAAUGUAUUUGCAUAUAUGCAUGUGUUUAUAUUUGCAUAAAUGCUUACGAGCUACUUAGAAUAAUAGAAUUGUAGAGUUGGAAGGGACCACCGAGGGUCAUCUAGUCCAACCCCCUGCAACGCAGGAAUCUUUUGCCCAACGUGGGGUUUGAACCCACGACCCUGAGAUUAAACAUCUCCCUAGUUGUGAGGAAUAUGACUAAGGCCACUGUUGGCAUGCAGCCCUUGGGAGGUUGGAGAGACCCUCAGGACAAAAAAGGCUCCCUGGCGUACACUGAGUGGCAAUGGCUUGAGGAGAUCUCUCACAGCCUUGUCUGGAGAUGCCAGGAUUGAAUCUGGGGUGUUUUGCAUGGAAAGCAGAUGCUUUCUAGUCACUGAGCUAGAAGCCCUUCCCCAGUCACUUAGGAAUGGAAAACAAAUGUUAGGUUGGGCCCUUGUAUAUUCACUCAGUUCCAGCCUGUCUUUAUGGCAGGGUUUCUGUACACAUUCUUCUCCCCUCUCUCUCUCUCUCUCUGCCACUGUGUGAGUGUCUGGAGGUGGUUGGGGGAUGGAUGGCGGCUAACAGAUUGAGGUUGAAUCCUGACAAGACAGAAGUACUGUUUUUGGGACACAGGAGGCAGGUGGGUGUGGAGGACUCCCUGGUCCUGAAUGGGGUAAUUAUGCCCCUGAAGGACCAGGUGUGCAGCCUGGGAGUCAUUCUGGACUCACAGCUGUCCAUGGAGGCACAGGUCAAUUCUGUGUCCUGGGCAGCUGUUUAUCAGCUCCAUCUGGUAUGCAGGCUGAGACCCUACCUGCCCGCAGGCUGUCUCGCCAGAGUGGUACAUGUUCUGGUUAUCUCUCACUUGGACUACUGCAUUGCGCUCUACCUUUGAAGGUGACCCGGAAACUACAACUAAUCCAGAAUGCGGCAGCUAGACUGGUGACUGGGAGUGACCGCUGAGACCAUAUAACACCGGUCUUGAAAGACCUACACUGGCUCCCAGUAUGUUUCCGAGCACAAUUCAAAGUGUUGGUGCUGACCUUUAAAGCCCUAAAUGGCCUCGGUCCAGUAUACUUGAAGGAGUGUCUCCACCUCCAUCGUUCUGCCCGGACUCUGAGGUCCAGCGCCGAGGGCCUUCUGGCGGUUCCCUCGCUACGAGAAGCCAAGUUACAGGGAACCAGGCAGAGGGCCUUCUCGGUAGUGGCACCCCCCCUGUGGAACGCCCUCCCACCAGAUGUCAAAGAGAAAAAUAACUACCAAACUUUUAGAAGACAUCUGAAGGCAGUCCGGUUUAGGGAAGCUUUUAAUGUUUAAUAGGUUGUUGUAUUUUAGUGUUCUGUUGGAAGCCGCCCAGAGUGGCUGGGGAAACCCAGCCAGAUGGGCGGGGUAUAAAUAAUAAAUUAUUAUUAUAUAUUAUUAUAGUAUAAUGUAAAUAAUUUCUGGUGCAUUGCAUAAGUAUAGGUAUGCGGUGAAAAACAACUCAAAAAGUGCAGAUAACACAUCCUGCCAACAGAAUUUGUAGCCAGCAGAAAAGUUAGAGAUGUCUGAAACAGACCGUGACUGCAACACAAAAAGCAAAACAAUACUAUUCCAACCAAAUCCUACCACUUUACCAAUAUCUUUUUCAUAUAAAAAAAUAACAGUAUUUGGGCUUGAGGGGAAAUCUUUAUCCAUUAACUGAAACACCAGCAACAGCUGAGAGUGACUCCAGUAUUCUAUCAUUACCUUUCGAUAGCUGGCUACGUAUGGGCAAAGUUCUCUGAAUUUCCUGCCACAUAUUUACUGCUUUGUGUUGUUCAGCUUCUCUCGUCUGAAUCCACCUACACGGUGCUACAAAAACAUUACAUCCUGGGCCUGUUGAAGAACUGGCAGGCUGAUUCGUGUCCAACCUACCGCUGGCUCAGUCUCCAUGGAAUGGGCAAUGUGGCGCGUCACCUGCAAAACGUAAGUGAUUUCAUUUUUGUUGUUGCUGUUUCUUAAAGGAAACUCUAGGUAAGGACAAGGUGGAGGUGUUGAACUGGUGAUCUGUACUGAAGCAAAACAUGCUAUACUGAAACAAGAAGUUGGGGGGAGUAUCCUUAAGAAACUGAUCCAGGGGCAGAGCUCCAGAACCUGUGUCAGAUGCCAGAGCCUAGGCAUGGGAAUAUGUGAAUAAUAAGGACAUGUGCAGAGUACCUUUUCUCACCACUUAAUAAUCACAGCUAGAUGUGAACGUGGCGAGACUAUGACAGAAGCGGGAUAAAUAGAUUAUAUUUUCAACUGAGUGUGUGCUCAGGGGCAAGAACUAUUGGGCAGUAUUCAACAAAUGUGUCCCAUCUAUGUGCCCCAUUUAGGAUGAUGGAGAGUCUUUCCUCCACUCCCAAUUCAUAACAAUAUGAAGGGAAAAUAGGGGCCUUAAAGUUAACCUAGGACAGCAAACCAACAGAUACCCUGGUCACUGGGCACAGACUUACUUACAAUGGUGCAAGUGUAUAGUAAUAAUUUCUAAAUGUGCAUCUAUAGUUAUAAAUUAGCAUAUGUACAUUUUAUUCAAAUCUGUGUCAUGGGGCGAUACGUUUCCUGGUUAUGUGGCAGCAUGUGACCACCAAAACAAUGCUUUGCAUUACAGUAAAUGAGAAAUGGGAGGAGAGGGGGUUGUGAACACGGUACUUGUUCUCAGUCCAAUAAAUCUGGUUUUGCUGGACUGAGAUUAUUACCUCUUAAUUGGGCUUGUGUCUGCAUCCAUUAUAUGUUUCAAUAGCAUCAAUGAAUGAAACAGCUGUGGUACAUAAAUGCCAUCAGUUUCCUGAGUCUGAAAAUGGUUUGUCACACUGGAGAUUCCUGGUGGUAAAUGCUGUAGUGGAGGGGCUAGUCAUGGCGUUCAGUGUGUGAACUUGGGCCAACCAUCGUCUGAGCCUAGCUUACCUCACAGGGUCUAGCCUACCUCACAGGGCCUCACCCAGAGAGCUUGAGCUCACCCUGGCAGAGGAUGUUAUCACCCCCUGCUCUGUUAAGUUUCCCUGCUACACCUCUGCUCCUAAAACACCAGAGAAUGUGUUCAUGUUUUAUGUAUAAAAGCCCUGCAUUGGGGGAACAGUUUCUAGGCUAGUAGGUAUGGCUGCCAGGUGAGGCUUAAGCCUUUCAUUUUCGGAAUGGAGUGAAGCUUAUCUGCAGCUAGUGAUAUUGCUGACCAGGCUCAGGCACAAUUUUGUGCAACUCUGAACAUUUGGGUCCCUUUCCUUCACGGAUGAGACCGAGAUCCAGUGGAGGAUGCCACUAGUGGAAUGGAGGGGAGGCUAUUUCUCCUGAUUCCCUCCUUCCCACUUAAAUCACCUCUCAUAUUGUUCUGGUAGGUUCCCCCAACCCUCCAGAGCAGAUUUUUGGGAGGGCACAAAGUUCUCCAGGGAGGAAGAGUAUGGGAAGUGUUCCCCCACUCCUUUCCACUGGUGGGAGUACCACGUGUGCACAGCUCUGGUCAGGGGACAACAGCAAGACUAAACUAAGGAUCCCAGUCACAUAAUGUGAAAUUGCUACUGUAGUCUAACAGUAAAAGGAUUUCGGUGUCCUUUCAGAAGAAAGAGCUCUCCAACCUGCUCCUGGGUAUACUUCCAAGUUUUAACGACACUGAUGAGAAGGUGAUUUUGACAGCUAUGGAGGUCACAAACAAGAUCGUAACACUCCACAAAAACAAUAUAAACAUGAACAUAUUUGUGAAGAUCGUCAAACAGCUUCAGCCUUUCUUGGCCGACGUAAGUUUCAGAAGAAUUGUUCAUCUAUGUGAGGCGGGCUUUUCCAGGUGUAAGGGGAGAAAAAGAGGAGCCAGAACUCACCAUGAACGCCUCCCUUGUUCUCUUAUAAUGGCAAUGGCGCCCACCUGAGAAGUGCCAGAACUGAGUUUUGACGAAUUCAGGCUGAAAAAAAGCCCUGGAUAUGUCUCCUGUAUGCUCUUUUCAAGUGGCAGUGACUGCAACCAUUGAGGAUGUCUUGCCCAAGUGCCCCCUCCAAAAAAACAAAAAAACCCUGGAGCCGGCAGUGAACAAUUAUGCUUAGGAUUGCAGUCUUAAACAUAUUUGGGUCAUGGUGCAUUUAUUGGGGUGGGGUGCACAGAUCUUAGAAAAUUACCUGCAGUCCAUUCUCCAGGCACGGAAUCAGGCCAUAGUAUCUAAGGCUUAAAAUGUAAGCCAGGUUGUUCUUUUUCACAGCUCGGAUUGAAGCUGAUUUGAGGGAAAUGCAUCAAAAGGCAAUAUUUCACGAGAAAUAACAGGAUAGAUACAGGAUAGAUAAUAGGGAUUGUGGCUAACAUUGUGCAAACACCUCUUCCCAAACCAGUGGUGAGAGUGCCCUGGAUGCAGUGUAAACAGGAGUAUCUAUCUACAUAGCCUCAAAGUGUCUCAGGAAGGUUAUCAAGUCAAACUUUUUCCUUUCUCUUUCAUUCCCAGGGGAGACCCAAAAUAACCUGUGCGGCAAACAGGCUGUUUCAAGACAUGAUUAAGAACCUGGACGUGAAAGAAAAAGCCGCUUUGCAGGACCAGGUUCUCAACAGUAUUGUCACGUUGCUACUGAACCUCCAAGAUCCACAUCUGACUGCGGCUAAGGUAAAUGAUAUUGUGCCUUUUUGCAAAGCCUUGAUAAGGACGCCCUAAGGGCAUAGCUGUCAACCGUCCCUUAUUUGGCGGGAAAGUCCCUUAUCCCAGUGCUGUGUCCCACUGCUGUCCCUUAUUGAUGAUGUCCCUUAAAUUUCCUGGGUUUCAAAGGAAGCAGCUCCUCUCCCUCCCUCCCUGCCGGCCAGGGAGGAGGGAGGCUCCAACUGUGUUGCUUGGCUGUGUUGCUCACCCAGUAAGGAGCCUAAGAACAACUAGGGGGUGGAGCUUGCAUGCCUUGUGCCGAUCAAAUCGGUCGCGUUGCCUGGGGACUCACCUUUGCUCAGCGCUUCCCAGCGGAGAGAUGACGGUGGUUCUCCUUGCUGCAUCCCCUUUGCCGGGUUGCUGCGCUGUGGGAACCACCACUUGAGGCUUUGUGUGGCUGCUGGCUGGGCUUUCUGCCUUUGUCUCGGAGGGGCUCAGAAGUUGAACAUACCUGUGCCCUGAAAAUCCAUUAUUUUGGCUGCUUAUCCCUUAUUUUUGAGGCUGCUGGUCCCUUAUUUUCAAAUCUGUAACUUGACAGCUAUGCCUGAGGGAGACAUCAACCAAGUUCUCUCUGGUUGGCCUCUUCCUACACCGAUGGGAUGUUGUGUAUUUACCUGGCAGUCCUGGCAACUACAAGAGGCAUCCAUAACAGACCUUUCAAUCAGUGCUGGGCAGCUGGAAACAACCAGUUAAAUUUCUAGGCUGAGGGACAUUGUGGGAAAUUUAAAUGGAAGCUCACAGGCCUAGGAAACAUCAGCAGUGUGCCCUGCUACAGUGCCGGAACUCUAGAAGCUGCCCAAAGAUGCCACAUGGUGGCACCAGUUCUGGUGAGGCCAAUGGGGCUUCUCAGGGCACCCUUCCACCUGUGACAAUGGCCACAGCCAAAAAGUGCAGCUCUAUAGUCCAAGGCUAGAAGGGCCUCUCCUGGCAAGAUGUACUGCUCAUGGUUCCAAAAACAGAAAGUUGCUUGAACAGCAGAAGAGCAAUCUUCUGUUUUGCACCAGAGCACACCUAUUUAUCUUUGCAUGGAUUUGUUCUAAUGAUUUAUUGCACUUGCUCACUGCUUUUAUAAUUGAAGUACAGUAUCCAGAAUAGUGUGCGACUUUAAAAUACAAAUACCAACAGUUCAGUUUUUGAGGCUGACCAAUAAAAUAACAAACUCCGAAUAAAUGCAGCGCUAAAAAUAUGAUUACUUUGGAUCAGAAGACAAGGCAGCACCUGCAUAUUUUGUUGCAGUGACACAAUACAGCUGGGGAUACAGUUGAGAACAGGCCAGUUGAGGGCUGGAUUGGUAUAGUGGCUCCAAGAAUGUGGAGUUGCCAGUCCUGAGUUCAAAUCUCACCUUAGCCAUGACAUUCUUGGGCUGCUUAAGCAAACUACAGUCUCCUAAUUUCAGCCCCUACUCCCUGUCUGGAAUAUAAUGCGAUAACGAUAAUGUUGACCAACCUUCCAGGACUCAUGAUAUUACAAGUGUAAGCAGUGGUGGCUGGUGCCCAUUUCAACUAGUGGGGUAGAAGGCAGGGAGACCAACUAUAGUUGGAGCCCAAGCUAACCCCAAGCCAACUGGUUUUAAGAAAGAAGGUAGGCAGGUGGCGACUGAAAGCAGAUUGAGGUUGGUGUUACAGUGGUCUAUUCACACUAACGGCCCAGCCUCUACUGAGUGAACCGUGCUUUGAAGACAUAGCUCAGUCCCCGAGGAAGCAAUUCCUAAAAGCUUGGGAAAUAGGUGGUGUGAAGAAUUCCUAUGAGGAAAUUAUUAACUGGUAGACCUCCAAGGACCAAACUGGAAGCACAGACAGAAUAGCUGCUGAUAUACACUUCAUUCUUCUUUUUCAGUAUACUGCGUUUAAAUUAAUCGGAUGCUGAUUUUUCCAGAACAACAGUUUGAAAUCAACAGAUAUGAAUUCAUUAAUGAAUAAGGAGCAGAACGUUCCGGAAUUGUUAGAACCAAACUGGGGAUGGGUCUAAAACUUGGGCUUGUUGAUGGGUUUAGAGCAGUGUUUCCCAAACUUGGGUUUCCAGCUACUUUUGGACUACAACUCCCAUCAUCCGUAGCUAGCAGGACCAGUGGUCAGGGAUUGUGGGAAUUGUAGUCCGAAAACAGCAGGAGACCCAAGUUUGGGAAAUACUGGCUUAGAAGAAAUGGUGAGCUUCGAAAGCCAUAAUGAUAUAUUAAGGUUUCUUUAUACGUUGGGUUUCGGUGACUUUCAUCAUUAUUUCAUUUAGCUCUGCACUCAAGAGAGCUAAAAACUUCCUUCUCUAAAUAAAAGUUCUGAUCCUAAUAACAAUUCUUAAAAGAUCCAGCAAACUGCACAAAAGGGCUUAACAGGAAGCAGAUUGCACACAAUUUCUUUAGAUGAUUGAGGCAAUUGCAUUUGGCCCUUCUAUAAUUUAUUUGUCUUUAUUCGACUUUUUUUCCAAUAAUCUUUUUUCCCACUAAUUCUGGGGAAGGCUUCUUGUCUCUCUUGUUUUACAGAGUCGUAGAGACAGCUUAAAAGAAUGCAAAGUCUUCUUGGGAUGGACUGCAAAUGACAACCAGGACUCUUGGAGCAUGAUUUGCAAGCACCUUGUGAGGCCCUUUGUGCACACUGGGAUCUUUUCAAUAUUAUCCGUAGACUUCAUAUCUGUUGAUUUCAAAUGAACCAGUGAAAGUGUGUGUGGCAGAGAAACAGGCUUCCUUCAGGCACACUGAAGGAAUGUAUAUGCCCCUACCAUAUGUAUUUUGAUAAUCCCCGGCCAAUCCUGCGGAAAUGUUGCAUUAGAACAGUUUCCCAAACUUGGGUCUCCAGCUGUUUUUGGACUACAACUCCCAUCAUCCCUGACCACUGGUCCUGCUAGCUAGGGAUGAUGGGAGUUGUAGUCCAACGACAGUUGGGGACCCGAGUUUGGGGAACUCUGCAUUAAAAUACCCCCAAAACAAGAAAACCUGAUGCAUGUCAUUCAACGAUCACAUAGCCAUUAUUGGAUUUCCCCCCCAAGGAAGUUGAUUCCAUAAUUUUGGCCUCCAUGCAUUAGAUUUUACUUGCACAGGGUGUACUUGAAUGUGCCAUUCCCAGGUGGAUGGCCAGGGAUGCCAGAGGCAGGGACAGCAGACCAUGUGAUAGGCUGGAUCCUGGAGGGGGAGCAGUAUUGGCCAAUCCGGCCCCAUGACUCUACAAGUUUCACUUUUGUUUCAAAAGGAUCCAUUCCUAACUGGCAAAUAUACCCUGCCUAUGCAGCCAUUACAGUGUGUUUAUCAAAGUGUUCAUUUUCUAGGUUAAGGAACAUCCAGGAAAACUACGGAACUUUCUGGACCAGGCGCAAGACUAUACUCAAAGCCCACAAAUGUAUACAAGAAAUGCAGCCACCAUGUUUAUAGGUAUAUAAACAGAAUGCUUUCAUCUUUAUUUGCCAUCCCAGUUCUGUCACAGCUCGUAAGACUAUUCUGCUUAGGAGGAGAAACUUCUUUGAAUUCUUAUCUACUAAGAAGUAAAUCCCCACUCAGUUCAGUGGGGAUUUACUCCCAGGAAAAUGUGUAUAGGAUUGCAGGCUCGAUUUACAGUUCUGUGCACAUUUACCUAGGAAGUCCCACUCAAUUUAAUGUGACUUGCUUACUUCCAAGUAAACUCAUGCAGAAUUUCACUGUUAUCUGGGCCUGCAUUCAUAAACAACUUAAUAAAACAUGACAGGCAUGUGGUCUGUCUCUCCCUGGUGUUCAUUUUUCUCCCUCUAUGUCAGUGGCUUGUCAAAUGGUGUUUCCAAGAAGCCAUGAAAUUCAUUGAAAGCUUAUCAGGAGCAGAGAAGCUUCUCUGAGGAGGGAGCCUGACCAAUGUCCAUCAUCACCAAUCUUCCCCUGCAAUGUAUACUUGUAGGGAAAGUGCUAGGAAGGCAGGAGGUCCUUUCAUUUCAGUUGGCCAAUAGCAAGCCAGACCAGCCUGGCUGAUGUUCUGUGUAAACCGCUGCAAACAAACAGAUGGUUUUUGACAGAAAAAUAUAUGCAGAAAAAGUUUCCUGAGGGUAAUUCUGAAAGCUUCUGCUCUAGAAUUCUUACUUUCUACCGCUGUGAUGCCUAGGAACCUGUUCCUAGCCCCAGAUUUUCAGUGGUGAGACCCAAACUCUGAAACUCCAUAUACCACAGAUAUGCCUGUCCAGUCUCUACAUUGAAUGAUUAUAAAGAUGUUCAUAUUCUGCAAGGCGUUCAGUGAUGGCAGUUGUCCUGGUGUGUUGUGAGUGGGUCUUUAACCUAGGGAUGGCUUUUAUCAUUCUGUUCUUUUCUUAACCAGAUUGAUUUUUGUGUAUGUGCAUGUUUAUAUACUCUUCUGUUUCAUUUUGUUUAUAUUUCUGCUGUUGAUUUUAAUGUUAUUUUUUGAGAGAGCCAUCUUAAGGGAUCAACUGACCUGUGUGGCAGAUAUUUUAAAAACCAAUGAAAGCAAUAUAGUUUGGGCUCUAUCUGCAGAUAGUAAUCUGUGUUAUUGAAGAAGUUGGUAGCAAAUGCUACCCUUUGUCUACAGAGAAUAUAACUGAAAGUAAAGUAAAUAGCCCUUUUUAUUUACACUGAGUAUGGCAUAUCUCUAGAUUCUAUCUUGGAGCACUUAGAUUCCAGUCCUCUACAAAAGUCAGAAGUGGACUUCCUGAGGCAAGGUAAAUAUCAUAAUAUCAUCCAAUAGUAAGAUGCCUGCAUUUUCUUGUAUUGCUACUGGAUUCAGCUGCUUAUUGUUGUCUGCACUAAUAACAGAAAUAAAAUAUGCAUACCUGUAGAGGAAACUGUAUCUGUACCCUUUCUGUACAUCUUUCUUGCUGUUAAGCACAGCACUCUUUGUCAUUCAUGAAUAGAAAAAUAGAUAGAUAGAUAGAUAUCACAUACCUAUUUCCUUGUAGGGACUAGCGAAUCUGUUCUUUUUUCCAAUCUUAAAUUCAGUUUUCCACAGUUCCACAUUGCUUUGAAAAUUUUCUUUUAAAAGAACAUUUUCUUAUGAAAAUCCAUCAGCAAUUUAGUAUGAAUUUCUCCUAAUAUGCACAUUUCUGCAAAGCGCAUUAUCUCCAAUAGAAUGUAGAUUCGUAAUUUCCACUGAAAUGUGCAUUUUGUGCACACUUCACCUUAGGAUGUGCGUUUUUGCACACCUGGCUAGAGGGGUGCAAUGCAAAAUUCAGAGACGUGCAGAUUUCCAAUGAAAUCUGGUUUGCAUAGUGUUUGGAACAUGCAAAUUAGGUAGGUUUUUCUUUAAAGAUGCCUAUAAAUGCAAAUUGAACUGAAUAUCUUCCCCACCCCUGCCUCCUGGUCAAGGUGACACUCUCUUUCAUAUCAGAGAGUUUGCGGGACUUGUUUAGUAUAUUUAGAUCAGGGAGGCAUACAUACAUUCUCCCAGGUUUUAUCCUCCAAACAACCCUUUGAGACAGGUUAGAUUGAGAAAUAGUAAUUAGUCCAAAGCUACCAAGGGGACUUCAUGGCUGAGUGGAGAUUUGAACACUGCGACUCUUCCAGGAGGCUUGUCUAGCGAGUAUUCGUCCUGAUUUGUUUUCAGAGUGUGUACAGAGGUUAUGCAAUGUGUGCUAUUUACUGAGUAUUCAUUCUGAUUUGUUUGCACAAAAGUUGUGCACCACAUCAAGCGUUUUUGUAUCCUAUACUUUCUAGCACAUAUUUUCCUAUCACUUCCCCUUCCUGAACAAAGUUUGGCGUUGUGGGGAUGGGUGCAAGAGUGCAAAAUCCACCGGAAAUGACCGGUAUAUAAUUGUAUCCCACCCACAAAACAGUGACAAUCUGGAAGCUUCUCCUGGCUCCUAGCCUCUAACCCUCUAAUCACUACAACCCACCAGCUCUCUUGUGUUUCUUCAUUCAUUGCAAAAUUAAUUUCACUGCUUUUCAUUCCCACCUUUGUCAUGAAAAGCUUUCACAGAUGCACAAACAAAACAAUCCCUCUCACUCACUCAUGUGUACGGCAUACACUGUUUAGCAUUACAGUAUUUCUUCUUUCUCUACUCCAUGGUAUGCUAAGGCAUAGAACGCUUCUUUGUUAACCCAGCCUUGCCCAAAGCAGCUGGUAUAUUUGACAGGGAGGAGAACUAGGUCAUUCCCAUGUCAAGUUGUUGAUCUGCCCUUUCCUCUUUGUUUCAGCUUUCAGCUCUUUCCCAUCAGAAGCACAGCGCCCUGUCCCGGUUGUUCCAGAACCAGAAAAAGUACGCAGGUACUGCGCAGACCUGUUCAGAUGUUCCCGCUAUUUCCCAAGGUACGUUUUCUUUCAGGUUGUAUGGUGAAAAUUAAGCAUUAAUAGAUUUUUUUAAAAGCUACCAUAAUUACAGGACAAGAAUGAAAACAAGAGGGCUAAAUAUUCCUGAGCAGUGGGGGUGAAAAUAGGCUGCAGAGCAUUUUUUGCUACUAAGGAUGACAGUAGACAUGGUGGCGAUGUCUUUUCACACAUCCACCCUGUUUGUAUAGAAGAGCUUAACAUGCCUUAAGAAGAGCCCUCCUGAAUUAAGCCAACAUCUCGCCCAGCAUCCUAUUCUCAAAAGUCACAUCCACACCAUACAUUUAAUGAACAUGGCGUCCCCCAAAGAAUUCUGAGAACUGUCAUUUGUUCAAGGUGCUGGGAAUCAUAGCUUUGUGAGGGGUAAACUACAGUUCCCUGUUGUCUUUCUCCAUGGAGUUUUCUUGGCAGGGAUACUGGAGUGGCUUGCCGGUUCCUGCUCCAGGUGGAUUAUGUUUGGUCAAAACUCUCAACUAUGACCUGUGCAUCUUGGGUGGUCCUGCACAGCAUAGCUCAUAGUUUCUCUGAGUUAUUCACUGCCACGGCAAGGCAGUGAUCCAUGAAGGGGAUCAUAAAGAAGGCUGAUCGCCGAAUAAUUGAUGCUUUUGAAUGAUGGUGCUGGAGGAGACUCUUGAGAGUCCCAUGGACUGCAAGAAGAUCAAACCUAUCCAUUCUGGAGGAAACCAGCCCUGAGUGCUCACUGGAAGGACAGAUCCUGAAGCUGAGGCUCCAAUACUUUGGCCACCUCAUGAGAAGAGAAGACUCCCUGGAAAAGAUUGGGAAAGAUUGAGGGCACAAGGAGAAGGGGAUGACAGAGGACGAGAUGGUUGGACGGUGUUCUCGAGGCUACCAGCACGAGUUUGACCAAGCUGCGGGAGGUGAUGGAGGACAGGGGUGCCUGGCAUGCUCUGGUCAAUGGGGUCACGAAGAGUCGGACACGACCAAAUGACUAAACAACAACAACAAAACUACAGUUCCCAGUAUUAUUUCAGGGGAGACUUGUGCUUUAGACGUUCCUCUAAUGUUUGGUGUGGGUGUGACCUCAGUGGUCAAACAGAUGCCUAUAGGAAGUCCACAAGCAGGACCUGGGUGCAACACCACUCUUUCCCACCUUCAAUUUCCACCAACUGGUAUUCAGUGGCAUACAGUCCCCUGGCAAUAGUGGCAUACAGUCCCCUAAAUGUCCCCCUGGUGCUUCCUUCCCAAAGCCUGGGAAGUUUCUGCCCGGCUUGGGGAGGGAGGCACAAUGCUCUCAACAGGGUCCAAGAGUCCUCCCACCACCUUCCUAAAGCCUGCCUGGUGCCUCUUUCCCAAAGCCCGGGAAGCUUCUGCCCAGCUUAGGGAGGAAGAUGUGGUGCUCACACACGCCAUGUCGGGAAAUUAUGAUGUCAAGUGUGCACCGUCCCGUCCCCCCAUCCUCCUUGCAAGCUGGCGAAUCUAGCCCUAACUGUUCCCCUACGAACAAUUUAUCUGUACCCUACAGUCUGGCAGUGAAGGAACUAGUAAGCCAUGGCUAGUAACCCAUAAUAGUCUCAGCCUCUGUGAAUUUAUCUGAUCCUCUUUCAAAGCCAUUCAAGUUUGUGGCCAUCCCUACCUUUGCCUUUGAAUCAUGGUGGGAUUUUGGUUUGUUCCUGUUCUUGUUUUUUGUGUCUUUUAUAUUGCAAUUUUAUGUUGUGAACCGCCCUGAGAUCUAUGGCUGAAGGGCGGGUAUACAAAUUUAAUAAAUAAUAAUAAUGAUACCUCUUAUGGUAGCAGAUUCCACAAUUUAACUAUGUGCUGUAUAAGGAAGUACUCUUCUUGGCUAUCUCGAAAGCUGGGGUAGAAUCUGUUCUGCACGCAGGGGUGAUGCAUAAAAAAGCACACUGAUCCCAAAAACCUCCCCACCCCAUACCUUAUUUCCCCCAAUAUGAGAAGCAGGAACGUGGAAAAGUGACUGGCAGACCGAAUUACAGUGGUACCUCUGGAUGCGAACGGGAUCCGUUCCAGAGCCCCGUUCGCAUCCAGAAGCGAACGCAACCCACGUCUGCGCGAGUCGUGAUUCGCCGCUUCUGCGCAUGCGCGUGACGUCAUUUUGACCAUCAGCAAAUGCGCGAGCGGCAAAACCCGGAAGUAAAACGCUCCAUUACUUCCGGGUCACCGCAGCGCGCAACCCGAAAAUACUUAUCCUGAAGCUACUUCAACCCGAGGUAUGACUGUAUUGUAUUGCAACAUAUAGGAGGAGAAGAGUUCUAUGCGCUCCGUUUAGUAGGAAAGUAAGCAGGACUGGUCCACUAAAGUGAAGUAAGCAAGACUGAUCUAAGACAGAGUAUGAAAGGCUCUCCAUGCCUCAUUCCAUCCCGUCAUGUUGUACCUAAGGCCAUCCGUACUAUUUUGGUAUAUGUGGCAAAAAAAAAUCCACAAAUGUCUCUCCUCACCCCCAGCAGUAAAAAUAUGAGAUGAUAAAUAUCUACUCCCAUUUAAUGACACCCCCAGUCAGCACAGACUCCUCACUCUGCCUCAUGGUAGACUCUUGUCAGCCCCCAUCCCACAUUUUAUAUGUAAAUGGGGCAGACACAUAUAACCUCCCCCGCCCCCGUGUCUGGUUUGGCACAAGACUAGUACAGUGGUGCCCCGCAAGACGAAUGCCUCGCAAGACGGAAAACCCGCUAGACGAAAGGGUUUUCCGUUUUUGAGUUGCUUCGCAGGAUGAAUUUCCCUAUGGGCUUGCUUCGCAAGACGAAAAUGUCUUGCAAGUCUUGAGAUUUUUUUUUCGCUUUUCGCCCCCUUUAUCUAAUCUGCUAAGCCUUUAAUAGCCUUUUAGCAGCUAAUCCGCUAAGCCUUUAAGCCUUUAAUAGCCGCUAAACCGCUAACAGCGCUAAUCCGUUAAGCCGCUAAUAGGGUUGCUUCGCAAGACGAAAAAACCGCUAGACGAAGACUCUCGCGGAACGGAUUAAUUUCGUCUUGCGAGGCACCACUGUAGUUUUAUUUUGUUUUGUCAUUAUGCACUUUGGUCUCACGCAGGCAUGGCCAAAUUUGGCCCUCCAGCUGUUUUGGGACUACAAUUCCCAUCAUCCCUGACCACGUGUCCUGUUAGCUAGGGAUGAUGGGAGUUGUAGUCCCAAAUCAGCUGGAGGGCCAAGUUUGGCCAUGCCUAUCUCAGAGAAUCCCACCUGGACCAAUAGUUAUGAGGUCGAAAGGUGUGUACUGCAUCACCUACUGAAAUGUUAAUGAUGAUUCCUUUUCUUGCUGACCUUUCUGCUUUACAGAUCUUGUAUUUGACGCCUGUAUCUGAAGUUAAUAUCCAUCUGAAUAAAGAGCACUGUAUGAAAUUUCACGGUGAA